Molecule: messenger RNA, 957 nt
Organism: Arthroderma uncinatum
Lineage: Eukaryota; Fungi; Ascomycota; Eurotiomycetes; Onygenales; Arthrodermataceae
Exons: 3
Coding region: 1-957 (318 amino acids)
Source: RefSeq, a predicted model, not a curated record
AUGGCCCGCAAAGAUACGAAUAUAUCUCCCUCCCUACGCCAGAUUUUAACCACGCCGUCUACCGCCGCCCUCGAAACCUUUGAUGCCUGGAACUCAGUUGGAACAGGCCACCAGCGCGCUGAGCUGAACCAAACAAACUCAUCAGGCUGGAAUAAAGUAAGGAGCCAGAAACUAUCGGCACAAUACGGCAAGGGGAGAGAUGGCAAUGCAAAAGCCGCGGCCGAGGCCGGGGAGUGGGUGUUGUCAGAUAAAGCAGGACGAAAGAAACUCGGUCGAUUUAAUGAUGGGAAUGGAGAUAUCAGGUCCUUUAUGGGAGGUGUGAAGAAGAGACGGGUAGAGAGCGAGAAGGAUAACGAGGUAGCUAAGCGGUUAAGGACGAGGGAAGAGCAGGGAUUCAAACGGCACGAUACCCACGAUGACACGAUAAUGAGUUUGGAAAGAAGUAAAGGGGCUAUAUCCUUUGACCGUGAUGAUCUCAUGAAUGCCAACGAAACAAAUACCUCAACCUCAAUACACGCAUCUAACGACAGCAAUGAUAGAGACAAAGAUACUAACAAGGAGAAACGAAUAUUCGCUAAUCUAACAAUAUACAUCAACGGUUCCACCUUGCCGCUAAUAUCAGAUCAUAAGCUGAAAAAUACCCUCAUCGACCAUGGCGCGAAGAUAUCAAUUGGCCUUGCAAGACGGAGCGUCACACAUGUUAUUCUUGGCUGUCCUAACGGGAAUGUCAAGGGGAAUGAUGAUGGUAUUUCCAAUGGUGGUGCUGGAGGGGGCCUUGCGGCUGGAAAACUACAGCGUGAGAUAAGUCGUGUUGGCGGUAUGGGGGUUAAGUUUGUUGGUGUUGAGUGGGUGUUGGAAAGUAUCAAGGCAGGAUGCCGACUGCCUGAAGCGCGGUUUGCAAAUUUACAUCUUGCCUCGUCUAAACAGAGGAGUGUUUUGGAUUUUACGGUCAAGUAG